Messenger RNA from Pygocentrus nattereri (red-bellied piranha), 1795 nucleotides. It is a transcript of the gene ears2, whose product is annotated as glutamyl-tRNA synthetase 2, mitochondrial. Gene Ontology annotation, biological process: glutamyl-tRNA aminoacylation. The coding region runs from base 151 to 1746 and encodes 531 amino acids. The transcript has 9 exons. The record is from RefSeq and is a predicted model, not a curated record. Gene Ontology annotation, molecular function: ATP binding; zinc ion binding; glutamate-tRNA ligase activity. Lineage: Eukaryota; Metazoa; Chordata; Actinopteri; Characiformes; Serrasalmidae.
UGUGAGGCCGGCUGCGCUCCGACGUCAGUUCCGGGGCGGACAGUGCUGCGGAUUAGCGCCGCUGCGCGAGCGGAGCGGUCAGUGCGGCGUCUCUCUGAGGGGCAGUUAGACGGAAGCGGCGGAGAAUCCGGGCUUUCCGGUUUGUUGGAGAUGUUCGUGUUUCCGCAGCGCUGUCUGUGCUCGCGCUCCGCUUCCGGCCGGGUUACAGCGCGAGCGGCGCUGAACGCCUCCAAAGCUUCCGCUCCACACCGGAACUGCGCCAGCACAGCGGCCGAGACUGAAGCGCGCGGAGUUCGAGUCAGAUUCGCCCCGAGCCCCACUGGGUUUCUUCACCUUGGUGGUCUCCGUACGGCGCUGUAUAACUUCCUGUUUGCCCAGCAGCAUGCUGGGACAUUCAUCCUGAGGCUGGAGGACACCGAUCGUUCUCGCCUGGUUCCUGCGGCUGCGCGGGACAUCGAGGACCAGCUGGAGUGGGCGGGCAUCCCUCCUGACGAGGGUGGGAGUAAAGGUGGUCUCUAUGGGCCGUAUGUUCAGUCUCAGAGGCUUCAUCUCUACUCGGCUGCUGCCGUGGCUCUGCUGGAGUCUGGCCACGCCUACCGCUGCUUCUGCACCAAUCAGAGGCUGGAGCUGCUAAAGAGGGAGGCGCUACGCAACGGACAGACGCCACGGUACGAUAACAGGUGUCGGUCACUCCACGCUGACCAGGUUCAGGAGAAACUGUCCGCUGGAAUUCCGUCUGUUGUCCGUUUCCGUUUGUCCGACAGCUUGGAGCCGUUCCAGGACCUGGUGUUUGGCUUUACCCAGCAUGCCGUGGGGCAGGUGGAGGGUGACCCGGUGAUCGUGAAGGCCGACGGGUUCCCCACCUAUCACCUAGCCAGCGUGGUGGACGACUGGCACAUGCAGGUGAGUCAUGUUCUGCGAGGUUCGGAGUGGCUGAUCUCCACCUGUAAACACCUGCAGCUGUACCGCGCCCUUGGCUGGACUCCACCCACCUUCGCCCACCUGCCCCUUCUGCUCAACAAAGACGGGUCCAAACUGUCCAAGAGGCAAGGGGACAUCUUUAUUCAGCACUUCAGACAGCAGGGGGUGCUGCCAGAGGCCUUGCUGGACAUCGUCACGCACUGCGGCUCUGGAUUCAGCAGUAACCGUCUGGGCCGCAGGCUGCACGAGCUGAUCGGAGAAUUUAACGUCUCCAAGAUCACCGCCCAUUCCGCCCUGCUAGACCUGGACAACCUGCCCCACUUCAACAGGGUCCACCUGCAGCGCAGGAUAGAGGACGAUGCUCUGUGUCGCCCCCUGGUGGACGAGCUGAAGGAUCUCAUCGCUCACAGUUAUGGGGAUCAGAUAGAAGAUCAGGAGGUUCUGCAGCGUGAUUACAUUCAGAGAGUUCUACACUUCAGAAAGGGUCACAUCUCCUCAGUGAAGGACCUGAUCUCGCCUGUGCAUUCGUACCUGUGGCUCCGCCCCUCCAUAUCCCGAGAACAGCUGGAGCAGCUGAGCUCAGAAUUCCGAGAAAUCGCAGCUAAAGUUAUACAGUUAAUGCAGACUGAACACACGACUGAAGAUCUGAACGCUGAGCUGAAGAUUGCCUCCAAAACCUUGAAGAAAACCAAAUACAGUUCAAUGAUGAAGAUAUUGAGAGUGACCCUGAGUGGACAGCAGCAGGGUCCCAGUGUCAGUGAGAUGAUCCUCUCGUUGGGUCAGAAGGAGGUCUGCUGUCGGUUACAGAGAGUCCUGGAUCACUGAUUUACCCCACCUGUAUUUAUUACAAAAUAAAAGUCUUUUGUAUACGCAG